Molecule: messenger RNA, 2212 nt
Organism: Galleria mellonella (greater wax moth)
Lineage: Eukaryota; Metazoa; Arthropoda; Insecta; Lepidoptera; Pyralidae
Product: galectin-8-like
Exons: 7
Coding region: 374-1474 (366 amino acids)
Molecular function (GO): carbohydrate binding; galactoside binding
Source: RefSeq, a predicted model, not a curated record
AAUCGGAUCGGAUGGUUUAAAGUAGCUUGCGCUUAUAAACAAACAAUGUUGUUACGUCAUAUAAAUGUGCCAGGGCAACCCACUACCAGUGUCAGCAGUUUAUCAGUGGAACUGUCAAUUGUGUACCUAAGCAAAAAAGUGAAAGUAAUAAUUUGCUUUUACGGUACAUGCGUACCGUUACUACUAUUAUUUAGCUGCAUUGCAGUAAACUGUUCAUUCAUAUAUUAUGCAAUGUUUCAGGGCAUACAAAUACUUCACUCUACAUUCGGUCUAAGAUUCUUUCCUAAAUAAUAAUUAAAAUACACCAAAACAAGUUGUCAAUAAUAAUAUAGGUGUUAACUGUUUGUGUAUAUUUGUAUAAAUUUUAAUAGUGAUGACAUGUGUGAGUUGUGUUAAAAUGGAUUAUGGAGUCGAAGACGGUCAAAUACCAAGGGAAUUUAUAGAAUUUGAUUUUGCCGAAGAUGCUUUGGAAUUUGAGACGCAAUUGGCAGAAGCUCGUGAUGUGAAGUUUACCCAGAAACUGAGUGAGCCGUUAUCCAUUGGAUCACACAUUGUUUGCACUGGAACACUAAGCGAAGAUCUGCCAUGGUUUGCAGUGAACAUUGGUUGUGGAGACGUUGACUCUGUCCAGAGUGACAUAGCUGUUCACUUCAAUGUUCGCCUUCCACAAUGCUACGUUGUCAGAAAUACACGUUACCGAAACAAAUGGGGACCUGAGGAAACCACGGCGUUUAGAAUAUUUCCUUUCAAACUAGAUCGUCCGUUCACAAUAGAAGUAGUAGUUGACGAAAAAGAAACUUUGUGGGCAGUUGACGGAGAACAUUAUUGCAGUUUUGCGCACAGGAACCCUAGUGCACUAGCAGCCGUAUGGGUCCAAGUAACAGGCGUUCGAGAUGCUGCAUUAAACAUCAAUAAGACUGAAAUAUACCCCACCUUAGCACCGCCACCUGCAGAGGUGCCUUUUAGAGUAUCCUUGGACGCGCCAGUUGAGGGUAUCGAGCCGAAUUGGAGGCCGAAUAUAAUCGCUGCCUUAACUAAAGGAAUACCCGAGGGUCAUCAAAUUGUUAUUCGCGGAAAAUUGCGUCCAAUGCUGCACUCAUUCGCCAUCGAUCUGGUGGAUGUGGCGCGCGAGUGGCCACGCCCCAACGUGCUCUUGCACACCAACCUUCGUGCGCACGAUCACGCACAGCGCGACCGCCAGCUCGUCGUGCUCAAUGCUUGGCUUGGAGCAUGGGGGCCCGAGCGACGCCAAAGGACGGCGCGACUCAUCCCCGCACAAUUUACUACGUUCCGCAUCAUUCGAGGAGCGAACGAGUGGUCAGUGUAUGCCGACGAUGUACUUAUAGGUGAACUAGAGUAUCGUGCCUCUCCUGCCGGUGCCAAAGCUGUGAGACUGCGUGGGGACUUGUACCCACAACAAAUAUAUAUAUGCCCCUCCACGAGCUCACCUAUUGGUGAUAACGCCCGUCCAUGAACGGCAGUGUCUAUUGCUGUCAACAUGUUAUUACUUAAUUGCCGUAUGGCAGUAACGAUUUAGCUUCAAUUUUGAUGGCUAUCAAUGUAUUUGCGCCUUAAUCUGUUUGACAAAUAAUAAGUAGGUAUGUUUUUACUAUUGCAUAAUUAUAAGCACUCACAAUCAACUUAGAGCAUACCUAUACAGGACAUGACUUCACAUGAUUCGCUUGUACACUUAUUAGUCGUCAUAUUGAAGUGACUAUUAUUGCUUACUCAAGUGUAAAAUGAUGUAAUAUUCAACUUUCAUAAAACUCCGAAUUUUAUAUUACUAUUAGAAAGACUAAUAAGACACAAUCGGCAUAAGCAAAUAACAUCAUGCCCUCAAUUCAUCUCAGUUUGAGAGAAGCUUCGUUUGAAACUAUAAUCCAAUAUAACUGCCACUACUUAUAUGAAAUUAAAAAGAGAAUAUUAGGUAUAUAUGUAAAAUUUGAAUCUGUACAAUAAUAAUACAAUUUUUAUUCAAACCAAAAUGUACUCUCUCAUAGUUUUAAUUUUUGACUAUUUUCGUUUUAUUAAAUAAGUUAUUUUACUUUUAACAUUUUUGUAUAAGUACUUAUAUUAAGUAGAUAUCUUAAUGGUAUACUUUACUGUUUUGUGAUUAUCACAAUAAUGUACCUUAAAUUGUUAUGUUUAAUAUAAAAAAAGCUAUUUACAAUAUUAAUUUUAUACUUUACUAAUAAAGAUAAUGUCAAUUUGA